AUGGGUUUUACUCGGAUUUUGUUCUUGACACUGCUUUUUGUUUGGGCUGCCGAUGUUCAAUGUCAAAACGUCAAGAUUUUCAACGUGAAGAAAUAUGGUGCAAUCCCUGAUGGCAAGACUGAGAAUAGCAAGGCAUUCGUGGAAGCAUGGAAAAAUGCAUGUAAAUGGAAUGGAAAGGCUGUGGUUUUGGUGCCAGCAGGAACAUACCUGCUAGACUCGGUGAAAUUUGAGGGCGAAUGCAAGGGUUACAUGAUAUUUAGGUUGAAAGGGAAUGUAAUGGCCGUGAGCAAACUGAAGGAUAUUAACCAAUGGAUUACUUUCAAAUAUGUUAAUGGCUUAACUUUGACCGGUCGUGGCACCUUCGAUGGCCAAGGAUACAAGUCAUUAAGGCUUGAAUUCAUCAGAAAUGGAAAACUGCAAAACAUAAGAUCAAUCAACAGCCAAAAUGCCCAUGUUUCCAUCUUCGCCGGCAGCAACUUCAAUAUCACUAAUGUCAAGUUGUCUGCUCCUCAAGAUAGCCCUAAUACUGAUGGGAUCAAGAUUAGUUCCUCGGAAGAAAUAAGGAUUACACGCACAUCAAUCAGUACAGGGGAUGAUUGUGUUGCCAUACUCAAUGGAAGUAAAAACACUCACAUUUCUCAAGUUUUCUGUGGCCCUGGACAUGGAAUCAGUGUUGGGAGUAUGGGAGGGAAUACAGUUAUCGAUAAUAAAGACAUUGUGGUGGGGUUGGCCGUGACGAACUCCACUUUUACCAAUACCAGCAACGGUUUAAGAAUCAAAACAUGGGCAUCUCGCUAUGAAGGUCUUGCUUCUGGUUUCACUUACGAAGACAUCAUAAUGAACGACGUCGAACAUCCCAUUAUUAUUGAUCAGCAAUAUUGCCCUAGUUCUUCCUGUGAUUCCAAGACUGCUUCACGUAUUCAAAUCAGGGAUAUUACAUACAGCAACAUUAGGGGUACUUCGAAGUCGAAGGCAGCAGUGACAUUAAAGUGCAGCAGCAUCGUUCCAUGCAACAAUAUAGUGCUGAAGGAUAUCAGAUUGGUGUAUACAGGAAAUCUAGGUCCUGCAAGUUCAAUAUGUUCUAAUGUCCAUGGUUACUCUUAUGGCCAUCAAAACCCACCCCCAUGCUUUCGCUCGGCAUAG
This is a messenger RNA of Populus euphratica (Euphrates poplar), 1143 nucleotides long. NCBI's taxonomy places the organism in Eukaryota, Viridiplantae, Streptophyta, Magnoliopsida, Malpighiales, Salicaceae. The record is from RefSeq and is a predicted model, not a curated record.